Molecule: messenger RNA, 2070 nt
Organism: Closterium sp. NIES-65
Lineage: Eukaryota; Viridiplantae; Streptophyta; Zygnematophyceae; Desmidiales; Closteriaceae
Source: the annotation of a GenBank genome assembly
AUGACCGACCCCGUUAUAAUCGCAUCCGGUCAAACGUUCGAGCGCGCGGAGAUCGAGCGGUGGUUUGGCGAGGGGAAGCGCGUGUGCCCUGUCUCCGGGCAGCACCUCGAAAAUCUCACCGUCGUGCCGAACAACUCCCUCCGCAGCGUCAUCUCCGCGUGGUGCCUCGGCAACGGCAUCAGGCUCGGCGCGGAGGAUCGCACCAACCCUACCGCAGGCCAGCUCGCCGAGCCGAAACGCCGAGCCUCGUUCCACGCCGGCCCGUCGACAUCCUCUCCUUCGAGAUCGUUUUCGAGCAAUGCCGGCCGCGAAGCCCGCCGGCAGUCCAGCGGCUCGUACGAGCAGAGCCCCUCCCCGUCGCCCCGGUGCCCUAUUUGGCCCGUGUCGGCCUCGGUAUCCUCGCAGUCUCCCUCCGCAUCUCCCGCGUACACGUCUGCUAAGAGCACCGGCAGUCCCGGCAUGCGGCGCGACUGGAAUCAAUAUCCCGGGAGGGACGAGUGGAGCGGCCCGCAGCCGCGCCGCGACGAGUGGUCGGGGCCGCAGUCGGUCGAGUUUGCGAUGCAAUCCGGCAUAGCGUCGCAGGCGGCCGUCCCGUCGCAGGCGGCCGUCCCGUCGCAGGCGGCCGUCCCGUCGCAGGCGGCCGUCCCGUCGCAGGCGGAAAUGUCGCACGGUCACGGCGCUGGCUCUCCGGCGCCGCAGGAGAGAGACAGUGGCGGCGGCGGUGGCAGACUGCCGAAUCGCAUGCGACACUCCCUAGGCUCGCAGUCUAUGCGCUACGAUUAUCCCGAGCACGCGUCGCGGUCGCCGCAGUCGCAUUCCCUAAUCUCCUGGGAUCACGACGGGGAUCAAUCGGACCGGCAUCAUCAACCAGGAAUGAAUCCCGCUCUAGCGUACAUGACGCCAAACCAUCCCGUAGCGUCCGUCUACGUCACUAACGCGGCCGGCAGCCCGUCCGUUAGCCGGUUCUCCUCGCGCGACAUGUACCUCACGUUCGCGCGCUCGUCCACCUGCGACUCGAGCUCCAACAGCCGGUCGUUACUCUUAGGCCGGGAGCACGGCACCGCGCCGCCGGAGCGUGAGGGCGCCCCGAGCGAGGGCGGCGCGGGCGAGCGCAUGCUGACUCGCGGCGGAAACCUCGCGGCCGGGCGGAGCCAGAGUCAGAAGGAGCGCGCGCCGGGCGGAAGCAGAGCGGGGAUGGUGCGGACGGAAGAGGAGGAGCACGCGCGGCUGCGCAUUCCGGAGCUCGUGCGCCAGAUGCAGGGCGUGGGCGCGGGGCGGGGAUCGGGGGGCGGCGAGACGCUGCUGGUGCGCGAGCGGCAGCAGGAGGCGGCGGAGGAGCUGCGGAUGAUGGUGAAGGAUUCGCGCGCGAACCGGGAGAGCGUCGUCGCGGCGGGCGGCGGCGUGCUCUCUGCGCUGAUUAAUCUCUUCUGGAGCGAGGACGAGGUGACCGUGGAGCACGCGGUCACUGCGACUCUAAAUCUCUCGUUGACGUCGUCGUCGCACGCGCCGCUGAUUGGCCAGGGCGUCGUGCCCGCCCUCGUCGCGGUGCUCUCGGGCGGCGCCGCCGCGUCGUGCUGCUCGUCGCCCGUCUCGUCGCCGAGCGUCGCAGGGUCCAGGGCGGGGCAGCGCCAGUGGGGGGAGAGUUUCACCGCAGCAGGCGCGGCAGGCGGAAACGAAUUGGAAUACGGCUCGGGAUUGGAGGAGAAAGCCACGGCGGUUCUCGUGAAUAUCGCGAAAACUCCCGCGGGUUGCGCGGCGAUUCAGUUGGCGGGGGGGAUUGCGCCGCUGGUUGAAGCGCUGGAAAGCGGAUCCGCGCGCGGAAAGGAGGAUGCGGUUGCGGCGCUGCUGAUGCUGGCGGAAGACGAGAGCCGGCGGGACGAGAUUCUCGAGGAGGGGGUGAUGCCCACGCUGGUUGCGCUGCAACAGUCCGGCACUCCGCGCUCGCGCGUCAAGGUUCCCAUUCAACUAAACACGUUCUCCCCCCUUCCUCUCCACCGCCCCUUCCCCGUGUUCUGCCGCAUCUGCUUUCAGGCUGCUCGUCUGCUGGCAAUCUUCCGGUCCAAGAAAUGA